This is a messenger RNA of Leptidea sinapis, 564 nucleotides long. RefSeq names its product putative nuclease HARBI1. Lineage: Eukaryota; Metazoa; Arthropoda; Insecta; Lepidoptera; Pieridae. The record is from RefSeq and is a predicted model, not a curated record. The transcript has 2 exons. The coding region runs from base 1 to 564 and encodes 187 amino acids.
AUGCCUAACCCUACUGAGAGACCUGCUGUUGCCGCCGGAUUUUAUAAUUUGGCCAGCUUCCCAAGAAUAAUUGGAGCUCUUGACUGCACACACAUUAGGAUAAGUUCUCCUGGAGGUUCUGUGCAUGACACCACUAUAUGGAACGAUUCUCCACUUGCUGCUGAAUUUGAGGCUGGGAGGUUUGGGUCCUACUGCCUUCUAGGAGAUAGUGGAUAUCCAUGUCUCCGUUAUCUUUUAACCCCAUAUUUAAAUCCAUCAACACCAUCCCAAGAAGCCUAUAAUAGAGCCCACAUAACAACACGAAACACAGUGGAAAGAUGUUUUGGUGUUUUAGAAAGGAGUUUUCCCUGCUUACAAAUAGGAAUGCAGUUAAUGACAGAAAAAGUUUUAAUAGUUAUUGUGGCUUGUGUUGUUAUACACAACAUGUCAUUAGAACUUGAUGACUAUAUUAUAGAGAACAACCAAAUUACAGAGGCUGAAGUCGAAGAUAAUGUUCAAAUUCAAGUUCCUCAUGGACAAAAUUUUUCAAUAAGAAAUACAAUUUCGGAGAAUUAUUUUCAAUAA